Orussus abietinus is the source of this 6883-nucleotide messenger RNA. RefSeq names its product mushroom body large-type Kenyon cell-specific protein 1 (gene Eip93F). Gene Ontology annotation, cellular component: nucleus. The transcript is spliced from 9 exons. Lineage: Eukaryota; Metazoa; Arthropoda; Insecta; Hymenoptera; Orussidae. The record is from RefSeq and is a predicted model, not a curated record. Bases 258 to 4232 code for a protein of 1324 amino acids. Gene Ontology annotation, molecular function: DNA binding. Gene Ontology annotation, biological process: regulation of transcription by RNA polymerase II.
GAGGCAAGGGUGGCGUCGCGACGCAUGACCACCCCAAGAGGCGUCCGUCCGCCCCCAAGUUUCGGACUCCAAAAGGACGGGGAGCCGCAAUCUCGGGGUCACCUCGCCCCCGGCUGGCCAGGAACUCGACCAGGAACAGCACCCGCGGGGUGGGUUGCCGGCGCCCCGGCCCACUGGGGCAACCAGGACACACGUGGCGCCCCCCGAUUUCGAAAAGCGUCCCCGUAACAGGUCUGGAACGGGUAGCGGAAGAGUUGAUGGGCCGUAGGAGAUGGAAGCAAUACCAGGACACCCUGUACAGCAGCACUCGCAGCGAAUCGGCAACGCAACCGCAGCAGCACCGGCUCUACCCGGUGGGCCUGCCCGCCUGCAACCAGCUCCCGAACCAGGGCACCGCCGGUGGAGCCGGUGGUCCCGGCGGUCCCCAAGGCCACCGGCCGCGGCCCCCGGGGCCCGUGCCGGUCAAGCAGGAGACCCAGGAGAUCCAGGAGCCCCGGGAGACCCAGGAGACCCAGGAGCCUCCCCGGGUGCCGAACCACGUGGAGGAAGAGCUGCGCCGGCUGAGGCCGGAGGAGAUCAAGGUCGAGGUCGGCUCGGAGGCUGCGGAAGGGGGCCGGGACGCCCAGACCCAAGUCCAGGGGGAGAGCCAGGGGGGCGACCAGGGGGAGAACCAGGGGGAGGACCAGGAGGGGGCCGAGAGGACGGUGGCGGGACCCGUUGCCCUCGCGGGGGACCCCAAGGAACCGGCGGAGGGGGAGGACGCCGUCGAGAGGAGGCUCAAGGUCACCGAGGACGUCGACGCCAGCCGGACGGUCAGUCCUGCCCGGGAACCGGACCAGCCGGCGAACCGGGACCGGGACCCGACCAACGCCACCGACACGGAAGGGACCAAGGGACGGAUCGAGGAAGUCGCGUUGGAGCGGAUACAGGUGACCGCAGGUUUGCUUCGGGUGAAGAAGGAGGAGGAACUGCAGGAGGCGCCGGUGACAGGGGGUGGCUCGGGGGCGGCGGAGCCCGAGGGCAGCAGGUCGGCGGAAACCACCCCCGUCGGCUCGCUGCCCCUGCCCCUGCCCCUGUCUGUGCCCCUGCCCCUGCCCCUUCACCCAGGUCGGCGAUCGAGUCCACCUCCCGAGGACUGGAAGCCGCUGGAUAAGUGUUACUUCUGCCUCGAUGGCAAGCUGCCCCACGACGACCAGCCGCCCCUUAGUCCCCAGAGCGACAGCAGCAGCAGCUCUCGAUCGGCGGAGUCUCCGAUGUCGGUCCAGGUCGACCCCAUGGCUGCUUCCGUGGUGGCGGCCGCCCUCAGCGGCACUUACCCCACGCUGCUGCCCCAAUGGUGUCUGCCCCCGAGGGAGGCGCCCCUUGUUGGCGCCCAGGCGCACCAGGACACCAACGCGGUCGUCGAUCAGCCGCUCGAUCUCUCGGCCAAGCCCAAGAAUUCUCAGGACAACAACAUAUCCCUAUUGGAGCAACAAAAAAUACCUCUUAGGAUGCCCGCAGGCAUUGACCCGAAGAGCAUCUUCAACUCGUCGUACCGCGCGAAGCCGCGUAUUGGAGGCCCAGGGUCCGUGGCGGGUGUAGCUGGUGUGGCGGGCGUGCCCGUGGUGGGCGCCGGCGGUGGGCGCAGGACCUACACCGAGGAGGAGCUGCAAGCCGCCCUGAGGGACAUCCAGAGCGGCAAGCUCGGGACCCGCAGGGCCGCCGUCAUCUACGGCAUCCCCAGGAGCACCCUGCGCAACAAGGUCUACAAGCUCGCGAUGGAGCGCGAAAGGGACGCGUCCCUGACUAGCACCCAUUCACACCCUCACGAGUCCGGCGCCCCAGCCACAACACCAAAUACGACCCAAAACGCCUCCGCAACCAGUCCGCCCCCGCAAGUGGAUGAGGUGGAUGACAAGGAGCUGUCGGGCACGGAAGAGGAAAAAGAGGUAGAGAAGGCUUUAAUGAAGCCGCUGCUCUCGCUGGAGGACCUGGUCAGGUUUUCGGCCUUGGAAGGAACGGGAGGGGACUCCCUGAGGACGUUGCUUCAACGUGGUCAGGAAACUGGAACCGAGUGGCCAGGGUUCGAGCACGCGAACAUCGGACCCUACAUCCAGAAGAUGCUCGCUGCAGCGGCGCCAUUCAAAGGUUUGGAGACGCAGGACUACAGAAUUCCGGAGGUCAUGAGAAGGCUGAUGAGCGAGGACAAGAGGCUCAGCAAAGACGUGAACGGCGACCAACAGCAACACCAACACCACCAUCCCCAGCAGCAACAGCAGCAGGGACAACAACAGCAGCCGCAACAGCAGCCUCAACCACCGACGCCGACGCAGCAACAACAGCAGCGUGGUCCAAUGACGAACGAGGAUUUCAAUCCCAGUAUAGAAGAGGAGGCGAGCGACAGUGCCCAGAGUAGAGCCAUACUCAAAAUUCCGUCCUACAAACCCGCGAGCACGCCGGGUUCCAGCAAAAAUGGCGAACCCAGCCCGGCAGCUUUCGCCCAAAGUUUCGCAGCGGCGUCCAGCGCUGCCGGAAGUCCGGGCCUCCUGGAGCGGGCGAGUCCCGCGUUCUCCGGCACUAGCAGUCCUACAAACUCACUCGUCGGCAAAGGCGUAGGCGUCAACUUCCGGGACGUUAUCGCCAAGAGCAUCAGCAUCAAGUUCCAGGAGGGCCAGGGCAUGCCGCAGGCGGUUGUGCAGUCGCCGAUGAUGUCGGAGCCCAGUCCCUUCAAACGGGGAAGAUAUACGCCGCCUCAACCGACGCAACAGCAGAUGCAACAGCCACCCAAAUCCAGCCAGGAGAACAAGCCCAAGCCUGGUACUGGAGGCAAGGGCACUAGGCCAAAACGUGGCAAAUACCGGAACUACGACAGGGACAGCUUGGUAGAGGCCGUCAGAGCCGUGCAACGAGGGGAGAUGAGCGUCCAUAGAGCGGGGAGCUAUUAUGGGGUACCACAUUCCACGUUGGAGUACAAAGUCAAGGAACGACAUUUGAUGAGACCGCGAAAGAGGGACCAGAAGCAGCCAGACGACAAGGCCAAGGAGGCAGCAGCUACGGUCGCAGCUAUGAGGCAGGGAGGGCCUGACAAGAAACCUCAGUUGAAGCCACAGAAGCCCUUUACACCUCCUGGGCCAAUCGCAGGCCCGAAUGGCCUGAAAAUGCCUCCCUUUAUCGAGGGAAUGCCCCACUUGCCGUUCGCCCAUCCCUUCAACUUUUGGGGUCCAACGCCGUUCAUGCCAUCACCUUUCAUGGCAGGCGCUCCCAAUGUGCCCACCAUGCUGCCAGAACAGUACUUCGCGACUCAAAGGAUGCGAGGGCUGCAAGAACAGCAAAGAAACGCGAUAGUUCAACAGCAACAACAACAGCAGCAACGCGAUCGGGAGGGUAUAAACGUUCCGGCCGAGCCUGGAACUUCCAAUUCCCGGAACUCGUCAAUAGCGAAAUCAAUUAGGGAGAUGGCGGAGAGCCAGUACGACGGAACGGGAGCGAAUGGCAACUUCCUGGACAACUUGAUCAGGUCGAGCCUGGAGACGGGCGUUUCUAGGGACCAGCGAGCGAUCGCCGAAGCGAGGGGCCAGCAGCAAACGCAGCAACACCAUCCAGAAUCAGUGAACAGUAAAGCCCUGAUCGACCAGCUUUGCAGGAACUCGCGGAGGACGCCCCUCCCGAGAAUGGCUCAGGACAGCAGUGAGGACGAGAGUUACCGGGGAUCGGGAAGACCGCUUCUGGAGAGGCCUGAACGUGUGCCCACGGUAGAUUUAAGUCCGUCGCCUUCGGAGCGAGGUCGAGCGGACGAUGGCAGCGAUAGGCUGACUUCGCCACCGACUCCCAUGUCAGUCUCUAGGACCGGCAGCAGGGACGAGGAGACUCGCGAUUCGAGGAUCGACCUGGGCAGCAGGGAACGGGAGGUUCAUAACGGGCAGGAGGACCGGGAGCGCGAUAGAAAGACUCUGACCUUGCAGCAGCAGCUGAACCACUACCCGGACUUACACAACCUCUAUGCCGUAUCAACUGACAAAAAAAGUGCCUGUGAUAGUAAGCUUAUAGUAGAUCAUUCGAGCCAGAAGACUCAGCAGCAGCAACAGCAGCAGAAGGAGUACGCGGCCGUGAGCGGCCUGGUGGUGCAACUGCAGAGAGGCUACAACACCGGUACCGCAAGGUCUGGCGAGCAGCCCCAACCCUCUGUGCCGAACAGCCAGCCACCCCAGGAACACGGCGCUGUCCUCACCAUGGAAGACUCCGUAGAGCAGUAGACGAAAGUCAGUAUCUUCAAAGUAAAGUUAGACAGUUACGGUAACGGUAACGUUUACAAGUAACGCCCGUGUUCCCGACCCUCCGAAGCACUCGACCCGCGCACCUAUCCCUUACGGGCACUAUCGACGAGUCGGCACCACGUGCGAGCGUCUCCAAACCAACCCGUGUACUCGGUAGCAGUGGAUCGGGUGGCUCGGGUGGAUCUACGGACCUCUAGAAUUCCAGUUGACGUACGUGGUUCGAGCCUAGGUUAGAAACGUUAGAUCCGCCAGCGCCGAUGGUCGUCCGAUCGCCAUCGGCUGAUCGCGAAACCAUCGACGCCCUCCGAGGUCGGUUCUCGACGCGUUAGGCUGGUCCUCGCGCGUGGUCCCGAAAUCGGUAGAGCUCCAGCCAAUCCCCGACCUGCCCACCUUGACCGUUGUGGGGAAUCCAAGUUGCGAAACGCAAAGAAGCUAGACCCAAGGGAAUGAAAAAGCACGCAAAAGCUUACACCGGUAACCGUGAACCAUUGCGAUCCCAGCAGUAAUCCACUGCGCGCGCGCGCGCCCUAGUGGCGGCCACGCGCGGUACGACUCUUUCGACUAUGGCGAUUUAAAGGACAAAAAUAUGGAAAUGAAAUACGGAAACGUUGAAAUACCCACAGGCGACACACCGUAGGUAGAGAAACAGUGCAGACACGCGUUAGGACACGCAUCGGUAGACACGCGCUCACACCGACAUGACUUUCCACACACGUACACACACAUAUACGCGCGAUACCAUCCCUUCCCACACGGAGACUCACGAGCACACGUAUACACGAGUACAUAAACGCAAGCGCGCGACGUUGACCGUACUACGAAGGGCAGAUGAAAAAUUAACACAACGUAUUUUUUCUCUAUCAAUGUAAAACUACCUAAUAUUACCUACUUACUAUUAACAUUACCUAACUUGUAAGGAGCAACAUAUUAUAUAAGAAUAAUAUAUAUAUACAUAUAUUUUUGGUCAUUACAAAUGCGACGAGGAAGCGAGCCAAGACUUUUGUUGGCGCGUCAGAAGGCGUUUUCACAAGGCGACAAUAUUCUCUAUCUCAGUUUUAUUCAGGCCGGCGUUAUAUACACUAGGGAAACGCGCGUCCCGCGUUUACGUUUUAGUGGGAGCUCCGCGUCGCCGCCCUCUGCUUUACCGACCGUCCCGCGACGCCGGGACGAACCACAAGGGCAUUCCCGACGGCCUCUGUAAGGGAGAGCUCCGUGGAUUUCUUCGGGUUUCCUCCGUUCCCCUCUCUCUAAACCAAUCGCGUUCGUGGUUUUGCUUUUUCUCGCUGCUAAGAAACAAUUUGUAAAGGAGAGAAAAGCCAAGACCACUCCAGGAACAGUGCGAGCGUUUGCACGGUGACCUACGCGCCGGAGGAAACCCGGAGGACGGGCCCGGAGGAAGCCGAAUGUGGCGGGGCUCUUCCUUACCGACCGAGCUCGUCGUUUACAUGGUUCGCCCGCUGACCGCGGAACUCCCGGCGGCGCUGGACGACCGUGCCGGUGGCGACACGCGGAUCUUAGACGGGAUUAACGGGACUUCACCCUGUCGCGCUGUGUGUGGCGAGGAGCAAAACCUACGUAGAGGGGAAAGACAAAUGUUCACGGCGCGCUCUCCAUUCGGGUCUCUUCUUGAAGCAGUUGUUUAUUAGGCGUUGAAGCCCUUUUUGAUACGAAUGCAAAUUUUCUACCAUAGCGGAGAAGCGUAGCAGUACGAGAGACUAUAGAUUUUUUCACCGCGAACGAAAGAUGUGGCGCGAGACCCCGGGAGAAGGGACGCUCAAGUCGUGGGGAGGAAAGUCAAGAUCGAGGUUAGAUAGCUUUGGCUUUCGCCCUCGAAGAUGUGAUAUAUACGAAGGGACAAAGUAAAACGAGGUACAAAAUGGAGGCGACCGGAAAUGGAAAUCUCAUUGUUUGGCCUCGUUCCGCAUCCGCAUAUCCUUAAGUAAUCGCUGGAAUAUAUCCUUAAUGUAUACCUAUGGGGAUUCAUUUCAAAAUCACAACAAAAUGGCCGCCCUGGUAUCGCAUUUAUCGGGACCUCUGUUCUGUACCUGCUUUAUCUUCGCGGAUAGAGGUAGUGUGGGCCCGAUGACGUUAAGAAUGAAGAGAAUUCGCGUUUUGGGAUGGGUCGGUGAAGAAAUCGGAUGUUUCGGGAAGGGAAAAAAAAAUAACUCUCUUUAGAUUUUAGAUAUACCGCGCCCGUUGAGAUUAGAGUGCCGGCAUGAGGUCUCAGGACCUGGUUGUCGGGGUCGUGCGUGUCGCUCGUGCACGAAUGCGCCACUGGCGGCGCUGUCGUCGUUUCUUCGCCCGGACGACCUGUAGGUAGAAGCCGACCGCCAUAUUGGACCGCAAUGAAAGAAAACCCGAUUUAAAUGGGAUAGACACCAUUUUUCAAUGAUUGUGUUAUAUCCCACGGUGUAAAAAUGUCCAUUAUAAAACACUGAUAUUCCUUAACAGUUUUCAUAAUCGGAAAUAAUCCAACACUGUCAAUAAAUUCUUUCGUAACGGCGAAUACAAUUUUCUAAAGCAUUAAUCCAUUCUAUCAAUACUCAGUGUUGGAAGAAAUCUUCCUGAGAUAAAUAAAUAAAAUAUUCAGCGUUCUUAAGGGGAUGUGAAAGUGACAUCCGAGCGUUUAA